Messenger RNA from Paramuricea clavata, 4420 nucleotides. NCBI's taxonomy places the organism in Eukaryota, Metazoa, Cnidaria, Anthozoa, Malacalcyonacea, Plexauridae. The record is from the annotation of a GenBank genome assembly.
AGGUUGUUUCAUGAUCAAGAAAAUUUAAUAAAGCAAAGACUGAAAGGCGACUUCACCAAGAAGAAAAAGUAUCCGUGUUUAACAAAUUCCAAACAAGAAAGAGACUCCGUGCUACUCGACUCCAAAGAUCCAGAGCACAAAUGAAACUCAUUUCGUCAUGCGUCGCACUCCUGGUGUUCAUACACGUCGCAGGGGCAUGGCGCCGCCGGCGUCGACGUAACCCACCCCCGCCGACACCACCACGAAAUUGUGUACCAGGAUCAUGGUCAGGGUGGAGCGGGUGUAGCCACCGAUGUGGUAAUGCGGGCAUCCAGACACGAAGUAGGGGGAAAAGUGUGACUGAGUGCUGUGGGGGAAAAUGUACAUAUCAAUUUUCGGAGACCAGGACGUGUAACAGAAACGCGUGUCGUAAUGGAGGGAGACCUACCAGUGGACGGUGCAACUGUAACGCGGGGUGGACGGGGACUUGCUGUGAGAGGGGUAGGUAGAAACUUAACAGAAAAUUGGUAAAAACUUUUAUAAAUAUAAUUGGUGCCAUCAUGACCACCGUGUUAUUAGCAGUGAUACCAACGUAACCACCACUAUCAUCACCAUAUCAUCAUCAUUAUCAAUACCAUCAUCACCACCACACCAUUCUAACAACCAUUGUCUCACCAUAUUACCAUCAUCGUGACCAUUACUAUUAUCAUCACCACCAUCGCCAUUAUCACGACAGUCAUAAUUUCUUCAGCAUUACAUUUAUCAUUACAUUAUAGGGAUGUGCCGGAUCCGGAUACCGGUAUCCGGUAAAAUUUAGACAUCCGGCACUAUCUGGUAUCCGGUAUAAAUUUGUCGGAUAUUUACCUGAUAGUACUGUAAGAUAUUUUGUUACAACCAUGAAACGGAAAGGUUUACUUGGCGUUUACAAAUUGUGAAACACGAACAAUUAUUGAGCGUGCGCUGCAUUACGACGAAAUUAUGACAUAUUUUUUUCGUGAUGGUGAUGCGAACUGCUCGUUCGCCAAUAGCAGUGAAUUUUAUAUACUGAAUACCAGUAAACAAUGUAAGGUGAAUCAUAAGAUAUGGCCUUGGUAAAGACAAAUAGGUCAAAGAGACAAAAAAUGUGUAUUAAACACAUUGCUACAUUGGACUAGUUAACUAAGCUAUAAAAAUGUUGUGUUUCUAAUAGAUUAUUUUUACUUAAACAUUAUUUAGAAACAUUUACCCCAAGAGCUUAUCUGGUUAUUAUCCGGUAUCCGGUCAUCAUUUUCUCCUGACCGGUAUCCGUUAGACUACUAUCCGGUACUAUCCGGUAUCCGGCAAAACAGUAUCCGGCACAUCCCUAUUACAUUAUUAUUUUAUCACUAUGACCAUCAUCGCCAUAUUAUUAUCAUCAAUAUCAUUCUCGUACAAUUAUUACCACAAUCAACGCCACCUCCAUCACCAUCUUCAUGGUAUACCACCACUAUUUUUAUUACCGGCACCACCAUCAUCACUACCAUCACUAUCACCAUCUUUAUUACCACCACCGUCAUCAUCACAAUCAUCAUCGUCGUCAUCACCAUCAUCACCAUCUUUAUUACCACCACCACUAUCAUUAUCACCAUCACCGCGAUCAUCAAUUCCAUCAUUACCAUAAUCACAACCACCAACACCAUCUUUAUUACUGCCACCGUCACCAUCAGCUCCAUCAUUACCAUAAUCACCACUACCACCAUCAUCAUCACCACCAUCAUCUUUAUAACCACCAACAUCAUCUUCAUCACCAUCAGUAUCAUCGCAAUCAUCAACUCCAUCAUUACCAUAAUCAAAUCACCAUCAUCAUAACAACCACCUAAUAUUUACCCAUAACAUUUCAGAUGUUAACGAAUGCCUGCAAAGACCGUGCCAGCACAACUGUCAAAAUGUUCCAGGCAGUUAUACAUGUAGUUGCAAUUCAUGCUACACAAAAGUUGGUACCAGGUGUCAACUGCGACAGUGCCGUAUUGGUGGUAAAUGUUAUACCUACGGUAGAGUGAAUCCCGGGAAUCAGUGCCAGGUAAUAAACCGUAUAGACUAUUUUAUCCAGUUAUCAGUUUUAAAUAGUUCAUGAUCAUCCCAUAAAGAUCCAAUGUUACUACAGGAAUAACCCAAACUAAACUUUAUAUAUUUAUUUAGUCCUGGAGGGCCUAUACUUACAUUUUUCGCAACUGCUCCUGUCUAAAUAAAUGAGUAAAAUUCACACUUGGAAUUUCGAUUUACAAAACCCUUUAACUUUGUUUGUGUGAUGUUACUCUGAGUGUGUAUCCACACCGGGCAGGCUUGAAAAAUAUGCCUGGCCACGGCGGGAUUCGAACCUACGACCUUUGGAAUAUUCCAAAGGUCGUAGGUUCGAAUCCCGCCGUGGCCAGGCAUAUUUUUCAAGCCUGCCCGGUGUGGAUACACACUCAGAGUAACAUCACACAAACAUCUUAUUCACCUGAGUACAUUACACCAACACAGCAGAUUUCCCUUUAACUUUAUUCAUACUAUACUGGGUACAUACUGUUAUAUAUCUGCAAACAAGUUGUAACAAGCUUGAUGGCUUUAUCAGACUUGUUACAAGGUUGUUCUAACAAGUCUGAUACAAUCAUGAUAUAACAAAAAUGUUACAAGGUUGACGACAUAAGGUUGUAACAAUAUUGUCACAUGAUGACUUCAUUGGACUUGUUGGAACAACCUUGCUGAUAAUAUCAACAAGGUUGUUAAAAGUUGUUCAAAAACUCAUUAAUAAUUCAGCAGCAAAACACAAAGAAAAAUCAUAAGCGUGUCUUGGUUUUAUAUGUGAUAAAAAAUCACGUUAAUUUACAUAAACUUUAGCUUUGAUUUUCUCGGUUUAUACAAAGUUUAUUUUAAAAAUUACUUCGCCAAUGAACUCGUGUAAGAUGAGUCGUUUUUGAAGCUAUUUAAAGCACUUGUAGUCGUGUUUUAUCACAUAUAAAACACUCCGCUACGCGUCGUGUUUAAUAUGUGAUAAAACACUCCUACGCGUGCUUUAAAUAGUACUACAGCUUGUUCCAAACUUGUUGACAACUUGGGACAAGCAGUGCAAACACAACUUGUUGACGGCUUGUUGGCAGACUUGCUACAAGAUGUGAGAUUUUACGCGUGUACAACCUUGUUGAUAUUAUUUGCAAGGUUGUUCCAUCAAGUCCGAUACAGUCAUGAUAUAACAGUAUUGUUACAACCUUGUGUCGUCAACCUUGUAAUAUUCUUGUUAUAUCAUGACUGUAUCAGUCUUGUUAGAACAACCUUGCAACAAGUCUGAUAAUGCCAUCAAGUUUGUUACAAGUUGCUAACAGCUUGUUCCAAACUUGUUACAACAACUGGGAACAAGAAGUGCGAACACGACUUGUCGACAGCUUGUGAACAGAUUUGUAACACCUCGUUUGCAGACCUGUAACAAGCUGUGCGUUUUACGUGUGUAUUUCUAUCAAUGCUAAUCUGUUCUCUUGUAAAUUUCUAUGUCUAGGAUUGCCAAAAAGGGCGAGAGACCGCAUGGACCAACAAUAAUGCGCUCUCUUGCAGUGAUGGCAAAUUAUGUACGAGGAAUGAUCGAUGCGUGAACGGCGCAUGCAAAGGAACCCCGUUCACGUGCAGAUCAUGUGAAAGCUGUGAUGGUAAUGGAUGCCAGAUCAAGCCUGGUUUCUGUGUGAUCGAUGGAAAAUGUUACACAAAUGGGAAUAUUCGGCCAGGAAAACCAUGCCAGGUGAGCGGGUCGUAUUCAAAGCACGGGUAUGUGUGUUGGUAGGUUGAUAGGUGGGUAGAUGGGUGGGCAGGUAGGUGGGUAGGUAGGUAGGUAGGUGGGUAGGGGGUGGGUGGGUGAGUAGGUGGGUGAGUAGGUGGGUGGGUAGGUGGGUGGGAAGAUUGAGACUUUAUGAUCCAAUUACAAGGUUUGCUCAAAAUGAAUUAUAACAUUUAUUCUUCCAGCAAUGCAACAGUAACAACCCAAAAAGAUGGACGGCAAACAACAACCUCAAAUGUAGUGAUAAUAACGUGAAGACAAGAAAUGAUCGUUGUAUCAAUGGGGACUGUAGUGGACAGCCAUACACGUGUCUAUCAUGCCAAGAUCACUACAACGACGCGUGCAGGCUAAAGUCUGGAUACUGUAUCAUCAAGACCAACAAUGUGGACACAUGUUACCGCGCGAAUACGGCAAAACCCGGGAACCCAUGUCAGGUAGGGUGAAAAACAGUUUAAUUCUUUCAAAAUUUGCGUCUCGUUUACAUCGCGCGAAGCGAAAAACAAAAUAAAAAUUAGAGAAUGUGAUUGGCUAUAAGGCCAGAAGUCACGGACAAAAUUAUUCUAUUUCCUUAUACUAAUUUGCAUAUCAUCGAUGCAUAACCCGUUGAAAUAUGGUUUCUGCAGUAAACUGUAAAUUAUAUUACGCGAUGCUGUAAGUCGCAAAAUCAGGGAAUACGGU